Molecule: messenger RNA, 7060 nt
Organism: Osmerus eperlanus (European smelt)
Lineage: Eukaryota; Metazoa; Chordata; Actinopteri; Osmeriformes; Osmeridae
Gene: tecpr2
Product: tectonin beta-propeller repeat containing 2
Exons: 21
Coding region: 448-4581 (1377 amino acids)
Molecular function (GO): protein binding
Source: RefSeq, a predicted model, not a curated record
UUUCCUGUCCAAAAGCGUUGCCGCGCUUUACCAUAGAAGAAGUAUUUUCAUAGACACCAAAAUUGUUUGCAAUAUUAUUUUAUAGAUAUACAGACGUUGUGUGCUAUGACACGUGUUUAACUCUUAUACUUAUUUCAGGGACAUUCUGUUCGAUGUUCUACUCAGCUUUUGUAUGGAUGAACGCUGCACGAUAGAGUGCAGAACAGGCUCGCGCGAGAUAAGGAAGUGUAGUUUGUUGACAUAGCUUGAGACGGGGGGGAACUGUGUCGGGCACAUCAUCAGCAUGAUGAUGUUGUUAUGAUACUUCUCACGUAUAAACGCGUAAUAACGCCAAUCCCAUCUUUCUUAUGGGUUUAAAUGAAAUGGCAGUGGCUCUUUGAUAUUAAAAAUAAAGUUAUUGAAGUGGAGGAGUGAGGCAGAUUGAGUUUUUGCAAUCUGAUUACUCAAAUGAUGUCGAAAUCAGUGUCUGAUUACUCAAAUUAUGUCGAAAUCAGCAGGCAGCCUCUAGCUGGCCCUUGUCCAGUGACAGCCAUGGCUGCUCAGACUCCCUCCCAGUCUGCCCUGCGAGAAUUUUGUCCUCUCUACUACCUGCUCAAUGCCAUCCCUGCCAAGGUGCAGAAGGGCUUCCGCUCUGUGCUGGUCUAUCUGACGGCUCUGGACACCAAUGCUGACUACAUAGCAGUGGGCAGCAGCAUCGGCAUGCUGUAUCUCUACUGCAGGAGGGUCAGUCAGAUGAACAAGUACAACCUAGAGGGUAAAUGUGAGGCAAUCACAGCAGUCAAACUUCUGAGUUGUUUUGAUGACUUGGUUGCCGUGGGCACAGCAUCCGGCAGAGUAGCACUCUUCCAACUGGUGUCACAACUUCCUGGCAGAAACAAACAGCUGAGGAGGUUUGAUGUUGUGGGUCUGCACAAGAGCCCAGUGACAGCCCUGACCUGGAGCCCCAACGGCAUGAAGCUGUUCUCUGGAGACGACAAGGGCAAGGUGGUCUACUCCGCCGUGGACCUGGACCAGGGCGUGUGUAACCCAGUGCUGCUGUUUGAGGAGGCCUCAGCCAUCGUGCAGCUGGAGUACUGCCAGAAGGUUCUACUGGUGUCCACGCACCAGCGCUCGGUGCUGUUUCACACACAGGAGCAGGCUCUGCAGCAGCUGGGCGCCAAGCCUCGCAAGAGCAACGGGAAGUUUGGCGCGUGCUUCCAGCCGGGGCUGUGCAAGCAGAGCGACCUGCAGGUGUUUGCGGCGCGGCCGGGCCUCCGGCUGUGGCGUGCGGACAUCAAAGGCAUGGUGGAGGACACCCGGCUGCUGAAGCCCCUGUUCAACCUGGACGUGCCCCAGUUCCAGCUGUUCCCCCGGGCCGGGCCCUCGGGGGGCUACCGGCCCCCGGAGAGACAGCUGGGCCUGGUCUGCUGCUUCCUGCGGGAGGGCUGGCUGCUCAGCUGGAACGAGUACAGCGUCUAUGUCAUCGACUGUCUCAACCAGGUGAUUAUCGGAGCGCUGGAGAGCAGUGGAGACAUUGUGUCAGUGUCCUGCACUGAGAAUGAGAUCUUCAUCCUGAAGGGAGACAGGGACAUCGUCCGCAUCUCCACCAGCCCCGAAGGCCUGGUCUCCAACGUGUCGGACCUAUCUCUUCGUCUGAGCUCCCCCUUGACUCCCACCCUCCUGCUCCCGCCCACCGGCUCCGUAGAAACAGCCCAGCCAAUCCGAACCAUGCCCAUCAUUGUCGAGCAGCAUAGAGGUGGAGGGAGGGCAGAGGAGGAGGAGGUGGCGGGGGAGGCGGAGGAGGUGGAGGAGGCGGAGGAGCAGCAGGAGCAGCAGCACAAUGCCAGUCCUCAGGAGGGAGGGUUUGGGGCGGAGGGGGAGAGGCCGGGGGUGGUGGAUGUGGGGGUGGAGGUGUGGAUGCCGAGGGGAAGUGUCGGGGGAACCAGCGAUUCUCGUAGCCGCAGCAGCUCCAUCACGUCCUGGGACAGCGUCCAGGGGAUGCUCAUGACCUCGUCCUCCACCACGGAGCAGUCCGAGAUGAGCUCCAGUCGCUACAGCGCCCCCCUGCCCCUGGAGGACCUGGUGGUGAAGGCCAUCAAGGUGAAGAAGAAGGGGAAGAGGAGGAGGCAUGAGAGUGGCAGUGGUAACCGUCUGUUCGAGCGCAGCAGCUGGUCAGAGAACAUGUUCAGCCAGGACGGGGGCCUCAGUGACGGGGGCAGCGGGGGCACCCCCAUGAGUGACCCCACCAGCCUGCUGUACAGCAGCCUGGACCUCCAGAGCAACGACUCCCCCGAACAGGACCCCAACGGCCGGCCCGCCACCCCAGAACCCACCCCCUCCCGGUCUGCCAACGUCCCACCCGGUCCUCCAGACUCCCUGCCCCUCCAGGAGAUGGAGACCCAGGAAGACUCCGGAGGGGGCGAGGCCCCCACCCCAGACGUGGACCUCCUGCUGGAGUGCACCUUCUCCUACAUGCAUGCGUCCGACGAGCAGGAGCCAGAUCCAAUGGAGGAGCAGGAGGACGAGUUCCCUCUGAUUGGCCUGGAGGACUCGGAGCCGGAGGAUCUGGAGCCUCCGGCCUGUGCUCUGGAUCAGACGGGGUGCUCGGCCGAGCGCGAGCAGGGCCCCUCGAGUGACGAGGAGGACAUCUACGCUCACGGGGUGCCCUCCAGAGUCAGCGUGGGUGAGGGGCUGAACUCUGUCAGCCUGCAGGGAAACGACAGACAGCAGGACGAGGACAUGACCAGACGCAAGGCUGACCAGCUAGCGGAGAGCUGGAUGGGCUACUCAGGGCCUGGCUGUGGCAUCCUGAGUCUGGUGGUGACCGACAGGUUCGUGUGGUGUCUGGACUUUAAGGGGAGCCUGUACUGCAGCGCCCUGCCCGACGGAGGCCUCAGCUGGCAGCGCUUUGAGGACAACGUCCACCAGGUGGCGCUCUCCCCCUCAGGCUCUCUGCUGUGGAAGGUGGAGCAGAAGACCAUGACAGCCUACGCCUGCGGCAAGGUCACCAUCAAGGGCAAGCGUCACUGGUACAAGGCCAUGGAUGAGACGGCCUUCGUGGCUCUGAGCGACGACGCAGCCUGGAUCAUCCGCACCAACGGAGACCUCUACCUGCAGACAGGUCUGAGCGUGGAGCGUCCGUGUGCGCGGGCGGUGAGGGUGGACUGCCCGUGCCCCAUGUCCCAGGUGGCGGCGCGGGGCGGCGUGGCAUGGGCGCUCAGCGAGCAGAGAGCCGUCUUCUACCGGGAGGGGCUCAGCAGCUUCUGCUCCGAGGGAGAGAUGUGGAAGUACGACAAGAUCAGCGAGGGCCAGGGUCUGGAGCCCAUCUGCAUCUCCCUGGGGGAGAACGGCACAGUCUGGGCCCUGGACACCAGCGGCAGCCUGUGGUUCAGGACCGGAGUCACCACCAAGAAACCUCAGGGAGACGACCAGCACUGGUGGCAGGUCAGCAUAACAGACUACGUGGUGUUCGAUCAGGGAAGCCUGUUCCAGACCCUCAUCCAGGCCACCCACAGCGUGGCCACGGCCACCAAGGCUCCGGUGGAGCGCGUGGCGGAGUGCCUGCGCGUGGCCUUCCUGUCCCAGCAGACGCAGUGCCAGCCCAGCCUGGUCAGCUCCAACACCGCCGGGGUCUGGAUCGCCUCAGGACGCAACGACCUGCACGUGGCCAAGGGCAGCCUCAUCGGUACCUUCUGGCAGGGUGUGGUCCCUAGAGGGACAGUGUCUGCCACCAAGUGGGCCUUCAUCACCUCGUCUGCCGUGUCCAGUAAAGAAGGGACGUUCCUGUGGCUGGGGCAGAGCCGGAGGGACCUGUUCUGCGUGUGGGACCAGGAUGGCCAGCUGCGGCCCUCCACCGUGCAGCUGCCCCCGGACGUGGAGUUUGGCCAGCUGUCCGCCUGCAGGGACGCCCUGUGGGGCCUGGACCUGCACGGCUGGGUCCACAUCCGCACCCUGUCCCCAACCUGCCCCACCGGCAUGACCUGGACCCCCCUGGACCUCAGCCAGCUAGGCCGUGUCCGUCUGGUCAGCGUGUCGUGUGGGAGCCAGAACGUGUGGGCAUGUGACAGCCACGGCUUGGUCUACUUUCGGGUCGGAACCCAACCUUUGAACCCCAGCAUGAUGCUGCCUGCGUGGAUCUGCUUAGAACCUCCUGAACAGCCAGUAGGAAUCCACCUGGUCAGUGUCCACACCAGCCCCAACGACCGCAUGCUGUGGGCGCUGGACAACCGAGGCAAUGUCCAUGUCAGGACCGCCAUCAGCGAGGAGAUGCCCGUGGGCACAGACUGGGAGCACAUACCAGGUCUGCAGGCCAGCCAGCUGGUUCUGAGUCUGAGGACGGUGUGGGUGCGCUGUCCCAACGGGGAGGUGGCCAGGCGCUACGGCAUCACGGACAAAAACCCAGCUGGAGACUACUGGAAGAAGAUCCCUGGUGUGGUCCACUGCUUCACCGUGACCCCCCAGGAUGAGCUGUGGGCCGUGGGCACAUCAGGAGGCCUGACCCACCGCCUCACCAAGACCCUGCUCCACACCCCAGCCAAGUCCCACGCCAACACAGGCUCCCUCAGCGGAGAAGACCUGGAAGACGAGUGGGAAGUCAUCUAAACACGAUCUGACCACUUCCUGAAACACUCAAAACUACUUCCUGGUUGACGAGUCAGAGGUAAUUGAAGGAGUUGGUUGGUCAGAGACUUUGUACAGCCAUGUGUGUACAGUUAUCAGCGUGCAAGAUUCUUAAUGUUGUCAACUGGGGAAAAGAAUACACUCACACUGUAGUUUGAGCCAAUUUAGCGUAGCUUACACAUAAAAUAUGUUCUUGAAGAGGACUGUAUUUUAACAAUUUCACAUUUUUAACAAUCCUGGUCAGAAACUUUGUAGGGGACUAUACCACAAUGCAGUGUGGGUAUUUUCUUAUCUUUUUAGGUUUUGCCCCUUCUCAUCCUCCAGAUUGAUUUAGUGUCAUUACGUUACGGUAUGUCUAAUUCACUUAAGGGAAAGCGGCUGGAUUUUUAUUUCGCUUGUGAGCACUUUACGCCCUCUGUCUAUUUGACAUUAGUCGGAUGUGUGCAUCAUGUUGUUGAUGAUGUGUAUAGAGGCUCAGUGGACAGUCACUAAACUGGGAUUGGGAGGGCUUUCAGCCUGGUACCUCUUGGUCCUGUCAGAUAGCACACCUUUCUAGCUAGCCGGGAAAACUGGUGCUGAAUGAACUUUAUCAGGGUGAAACUCUGAGCUCUGGUGUUCUGUUACAGAGCAAACCAUAGAAAGUUUCCUAAUGCAUCUAAGGAAGGGGGGGAGUCUGAAAAGUAAUUGUUAGUCUUGUUCCACCUUUUUACGUUGUUUACAUGACCUGUGGAUGUCCUCAGAAGUGAAAUCAUGAAGGUUUUUAAUAAGUAGCUCCACAGAAGUGUGGAGCUCCCGUUAAAUCGACCCGUUUUGCUCCAUCCCUGAAUGCGAAUAAGUGAAUCGCUUUAUUUAUUUAAUAGUUAGAAUGUUUGCACAAUAGGAUUAAGAGACAGUCCACCCCCAACACAGCACUGUUCUCUGUAGCUCGGCAACCAUCCACUGUAAAGGGACUCGCCACUCAUUGUUUCAUACAGAUUGAUGUUGUAUAUAAACCACACCACCAAACGGACUCUUUCCUCUAUAGGGGACGUAUCCAGCUUCACUAGAAGGCUGACACUGUCGGCUGAACUGUUUAUAGCUCAUCCAGCAUCAUAGGACGAAAUACAUAGAACCAAGGAAUCUGUUGUGUCUCUGUAGGGGGUGAAGUACUUCCAUGAUCCACACCAAGGGAACUAGGAGGACGGCUGAGAUCUGUGAUUUCUUUUUACUGUACAUUGUAAAAGCUAUGUAACAUGUUAAGUGCUUCAGCUGAGAAGAUAAGCAGGUGAGUGUGAAGCUGGUGUCUUCUGGUGCGUCUGAUACAGCUGCUAGACAAAUAUCAAACAUAACAUCGAUACAAUACCACAGUAGCGAUAAAAAAAAAAAAAAAGAAACUCGUACGCCUUACGUCAAGGGGGAGGGAAGGAAACCUGGCAGGUGUGCUCAGCCUGUUUCUGUUGGGAGAAGACUACAAGAACAAGCCUGUCCCCUUAGACAACCUCAGCUUGUCAGAGCGCAGCUGUAUUUGGUUCACUUGUUCUGCUCACCAGGACAAGCUCCUUUAAUCAAACUGCUGGCUAACGACAUUACAACCAAGUCUGUAACGUGCUGGGCUCUGACACCCAUGCUUGCUUGUCUACUGUGGAGCAGGGGAGGAACUGGCUGGAGCUGAGAUACCUUUAUAGCACCACUGUUUUAAAUGACUAGAAAGGGAAUUCAACCGACAAACCUAAUGUAGAGCCAGUUUGCCCAUAUCCAGCUGUAAACAUCUACAUUACAAAUGCUGCGUAGAAGAGUAGAUGUCUUGGAAGUUGCUUGUAAUCACAGCUAUUGACAAGGAAAUAUAUGUCAAAGCUCAACUGAACGUGCCAGAUACUAUGAACAUAACUCACUGAUCUGGCUUGAGAACAUAACAUAAUCAACAGCUGUAGCUACUUUUCUUCUAGUGAACUUGUGCGUUGUGUCUGUGAAGGUAGCUUGUAGCUUUCAGUAAUGAGCCAAAAUGCUGUGUUCGUGUUCACCGCGUUAAAUAGCAACCUGUAAGGAAAAGUAGCUAGGUUUAUGACACAUUAUGCCUCCAUGAUAUCCUGCUUCUGUCAUUGCCCGUAGGCUGCCUGUCUACUGGACAUCAGGGUGUCCAGACGAUCACUCUUAAUAUCUCAUUAAAAUUGAUGGGUGUGUUUGAUUUAACUCCCAUCAUACCACCAAUGAGUGUCAUGGUUCUGAAGACAAAUGGAAUCCCAUCCUCAGCUGCAGACAAGGUGCGCUAAAUUAAACGCUCCCUCACUUGACAUGGAACUAGGGGUAGACCUGAAGGGAAUCUAGGGCUUUUGUCCAGAAGGUAUUUUUUCCCUGUAUGUCUAUAUUGGACAGAAUGCCUUCAUACUGUAAGAUGACUGGUUACCUGAUGAAUCCUGUUAUAAAAUCUCCAUGCCUUUCCUCAUCAUUAACUUCCUAAAUAAAGAUGUUUACAGAUCUGUAA